AUUGUCGGUAAAUAGGGGCAAGGAAGGUAGCGCAUGGGCAGCCAGUGAGGAAUUAUUCCACAUCGCAUCACAUGCCUUACAUGGCGUCCUUAUAUUUAACGAAACGAUGCAUUUGCUCAAAUUUACUGAAUUGAGAAUAACAGUCAUUUUCGAAUUCUGGUAACCUUCUCAGUUAGGUCGCAUGGGAGGUGGGAUUUUAUAUAGCCUCCUUACAUUGCAAGUUCGCGGAAACGUUAUGGGUUUCGGCUCCUAUGAAUCCUGGCCAAUUCCUGCAAAUAUUGCCAUCAGCGCAAAUAUUUAUUUGCAUCCUUAACGUUUUCGGCAUGUAGGACUGUAUGUAUGAGGGAACGACCCGGAAAAGCAAUGGGAAGAUAUGCAUAUUUUAAUACAUGCUUGUCGAGAUGGAUACAUCAAUGAGAUGACCUGGGAACUCAACAUCAGACCAAAAUCACUAGAUGACUAAGGACCUUAUUCCAACCGUGUGCAGCCACACCUCAUUCAAACACUACUUCAAACACUACUACCUGAGCCAAUGUAGAACCUGCCCCUUCAGAAUUCCAUGACUUUUUUCCUUGCCUGGAUUUCAGCACAAAGUAAAAUCUACCAGGACAGAGUAUGCCAUCUGCACCUUUCCACAGAAUUCUACGACCCCUUCUAGUUGGCACCUUCCUACUGGGCUGUUUUGUGACUCUGUUUUUGAUGUACUUUAAACCGUCUACUAGCUGGCUAUCAGGUCCCGUAGAGUCAACAGCAUCCACAAUCCGAGUUAAAAACCUCUUCUCCGCCAAGAGUGACAAAAACCUGACCACUGUACUCGUCUGGCUCUGGCCCUUUGGACAGACCUAUGACCUGGGUGUCUGCAGCUCUCUAUUCAACAUUGAAGGCUGUUUCAUCACAGCAGAUCGGAACCUAUAUAAUAAGUCAGAUGGUGUUGUCAUACAUCACAGGGAUAUCUGUACUGAUCUCUCCAACCUGCCCCCCCUUCAGCGUCCCUCCUUCCAAAAGUGGAUAUGGAUGAAUCUAGAGUCACCAUCUCACUCCUCUCAGCUGCCCGGUAUCGAAAACCUGUUCAAUUUAACUCUGAACUAUCGCCAGGAUGCUGAUAUCGAAGUGCCUUAUGGGUCGAUCGUGACGGCCCAAGGGGACGAGGAUUUCGUGCCUCCGAGCAAAAGCAAAUUGAUCUGCUGGAUUGUCAGCAACUGGAACCCGGAUCAUGUGCGAGUGAAGUACUACAACGAGCUAUACAAACACAUUGAGGUUCGCGCUUACGGACAAGCCUUUGGGGAGUACAUUGCGGAUCAAGACUACUUUCCUACCAUCGCCAGUUGUAAAUUCUACUUGGCAUUUGAGAACUCAAUUCACAAAGACUACAUCACAGAGAAACUGUAUAACCCACUCUCUGUAGGGACGGUGCCUGUGGUUUUAGGCCCGCCAAGACAGAACUAUGAGAACUUUGUCCAGGGGGAUGCUUUUAUCCAUGUGGAUGACUUCACCUCUCCCAAAGAGUUAGCUGACUAUCUCCUGCUCUUGGACAAAAAUGAGGAAAUGUACCUCAGGUACUUUGAGUGGCGACGGCACUUUAAGGUGAAAAAGGCAUACUUCUGGGCCGAACACACAUGCCUCGCUUGUGAUUAUCUCAGAAGGCACAAAGAGUACAAGGCAUUCAAUAACCUCGAUAAAUGGUAUUGGGGUGGAACGCCUUGAAGUCCCAAGAAAUUGUUGUUUUGCUGUUGGAGGCAUUGCUUGAAAAAUAUCUUCAACAUGUUUUUCUCAGUGGUUACAGGGGCCCAAAUUAGCCAUUCCCUUUUUUUAUUUUGUUACCAGCCAGAUUUGCUCAGCCUUACUUUGUCUAUUGCAUUUUCAUUCAAUCAUGUAUUUAUGUUGUAGUCAUUUGCAAUGCAUUUAAUAUUUGUUUUAUAAAAUAACACUUUUAUAUUUAAUCUCUGAACGUGACCACAUUUGCUGCUAUGUGUUUUUUUAUGAUGUACUGUAACUUGGGAAUCAAGCUGACAUGCCACAUCUUUCAUCUGGCAGUAUACACAAUAUUGUGGUGUUGUAAUUGUAACUAGUAUUUUUUUUCUGUGGAAUGUUCAUGUUGAAUUUGUUGUCCUCAGGGCACUAUUGAAAAUGAGUCACUGGUCUCAAUGGGCUCCGAAGAUGAAAUGAAAGUUAAAUAAAUACAAAAAAAAAAAAUAUUCAGUAAGUAAUUGAAGAAAUAGUUGUUUCAAUUAAAACAUUUAUGUACUAUUUAUUGAAUUGCGACAUUGUAUGAUAAAAUACCAUCUAAAAUUCGUGAUACAGUCAUCUAUGCAGUGUUUACCGAACUUCAAAUGUAAAAGUAGUUCAGUUUUGUUAUCUACUGUAUAUUGUACAUGUGUGUGUUUUUGAGAAAUCACCCUCAAUUUAUUUUUGCAAGGUUGCAUUUGCAAAACAAAUGGAUAGUCAUCUUUGAUCAUGUAUGUACAGUAACACAUUGUAGAAAGAAGGAAAGAUAACAAAAAAAUACUGACAAAGUGUGUCAGGGGAGAAUAGUGAACUUAUUAUGCUAAUAGUGGUUUCUUAGUGGGCAUUAUCACAUUAAAUGCAUUGCAGUUCUUUAAAAUGCCCCAAGCUCAGUUUUCAUAGAAUGCUGUGUAAAUGCUAAUUUUGUAAACAUUUUCUCCACUGAACAAUGCAUCUAAACAGCUCUCAGCAUGAUGGUUGAAUCGGUAACACUUUAUUUGAACUGUACAUAAUAAGAGUCAUAAUAUAACAAACAUUUCUGAAGUAGUUAUAACAAGUGUUAUGACAACAGUUAAUGUCACUUGCAAUUUUUUGUUGUUGACACCUAUCAAGACUACAUAAAUGUUUCAUAACCAUGAGAAAUGUCGUGACACUUUUUUCCUAAAGGGUAACACUACCUUAAUGAAGUAAACUAUUCACAAUUUCAUUAGUUUAAUAUUGUCAUAACAUUAUCCUACCAGCCACUAACCUUUUAUUACAUUUUUUCUAUAAUCUAUGAUAUUGGCCACUUAGCACCAUUUAGCACUUUCAUCAAGUCUAAGCACUUCACAUUUCCAGUAAAAGCUCUCUGACCUCAUCCACCUGCAAUGUGUAACACCCAUCUGGAUCAUGCACAGCAGCAGUGGAGAGAUAAGAUGUGAAUGUGCCAAUUGGAAUUAGGGUAUGAUUAGGUGCUAGGAUAUAACGCGGAUUAAUGAUUACCUUACAUAAUUAUGUCAUAAUUCACCAAAAUAAACAUAAGGAGUGUCAUUUUAUUUGAUUUUUUACUCUUCUGUUUAUAACACAAUGCCAGGUUACCUACACUACAGCUAACCAUUUUAGCCUUGAUGUGUAAGUGACAAACUUAUGUUAAUAAUACCUGUCAGUAUGUCAUGUUUACGACAAUAUUAUGAUGCUGGUAUGUUGUAGCUACAGUUCAAAUACAGUGUAGGGACACUUUCUUUGAAGGUUGAAUACAUGAAGCAUUCUUAUCAGCAUAUAUAAACUAUUCAUAACACACCCAUGAAAUCAGUAACAUCAAAAACCUUAAGAAUACAUUCAAUAAGCAUACAGUAUUAUUUUUUGUUAUUAGUGACGUUAUUGAAUUGUUUAAAUGUGAAAAUAAAAGUCCUAUGAACCGACAGAUUUUGGGCAGAACAAAAAAACGAUUUAUUCCCUUUAUGUUACUUUAUUGGUUCUGAAAUACUGUUUAUUUUUGUACUAUUUCCAUUUUGUGUAUCACUAUGCAUGUUGUGUUAUCAUUGAUACUUUUAGUUUACUUUUAAAUUAAUUUCCAAAAUGUAUAGCCAGAUAGAUUCACACAAUCUAUAGAUUGUAUGAAAACUUGUCACAAUGACCAUCAAAGAUAUGAACCACAGAGUUACAGACUGACCGGUCAACCGAAUGGGCAAUAUAACUUCUGUAGACUACAUUUAAAUUUUAUUUUAUUUUAUUUAACCUUUAUUUAAAUCAAACAUAACUGUUGCUUACAUGUUCUAAAAAUACAUCAGAUAUUUAUAGUAUCUGGCUAUAUGGUUGGAAAACACAUGUAACAUGCAAUCAAUGUUAAUUAAGGUAAUAAUAAUAAAUGUUUGAGAAGGUGAAUUUAAAAGUUAAGGACAUUUCAGUGUUCCGAACUACCUCCAUUCCUGACAUUUUCGUAUCUCUGUGUUCCUACUGUAGAUGCUUUAUGAAUGAAUACACUAUGAAGGUCUUUAUAAAUGUUACUUACACCUUCAUGGAUGUGUUAUGAAUUUGUAUUAUUAUGUUGUUGUGAAUGCUUUAUGUAUCAGUAACGAACAUCCCUGUGCUUGCCUAGCUGUGCCACUUCCACCUGCUCCUGCACACCCCGAGACCAUAACCUUGGACCUCUGCCUUGCAAACACACGUGCUCGAUUCAGUCCGUAUUGCGGAGGAGCCGCGGUAUAGAGCGAUUGAAAUUUAAAGGUAAUUUUCCGAUUGAGGUAACAUAUCUGUCGUGAAUGCAAUCUCCGUAAACACGGGAACAUUGCAUUUAAAUUAUAAUCGCACUAUUACCGGGGAUAUUCCGCUAUACAGAUUGAAUCAAAACCUUUGUUUAACCAAUUCAAUUCGGUUAUAUAUGUAACCUUCAAAGAAAGUAACCUAAAUAGUUGCUGUUGAAUCUUAACGCAAAACGUAUGUAAGACUUUCAAAAUAUAUUUUAUGCAAGAUUAGUUUGUACCUGGUGAAAAUACUCAACUUUCAGGUUGUUUUCAUUUUGUUGUAUUUACUGUGAGUGGGACCAUUAGUGUAAAGAGGAUGAUUAUAAAUAUUUGUUAUAUAGACAAUAAAAAAAACAAUCAGUCUAUGUGUAUAAACUGAAAGGUUAUUUUAAUAAGGUGGUGUAAGGGACAAGGACACAACAUAAAGCAUGUCGUCCGUGUGCAGCGGGCAGCCGCCCUAUAGCCUCUGACCACAGAACAUCGGCUGUCAUUUUCUUUCCAAACGAUUCUUCAUGUUGAAACGUCAACUUUCGUUGACACCCAGAAGAUCUACUGCACACGACUGAUGUUCGUAAUGAUGUGUCCCAUCCUCAAAACUAGUCCACUGACAUGUAGACGAGCAGAAUUCUUUUUAAAAACACCCCACAGCUCUACCAUUAAUUAAAUAACGUAGAAAGAUUUUAGAAAGCAGUUCAACAGUCUUGAUUGAAUGGAAUUCUUUCUCCCACUGUUCCAGGCUGUGAUUGGUUGAUACUGCCCGGGACAUAGCCUAGUUCCAAAUACUGAAUCAGACCAGCACCAGCGGUGCAUUAUAGCCUGCUGCCAGUCAAGGGAGAGCUGCACAGACCAUAGCUAAAUCAAUCAGUCUACCUACCGUAGAUAAUAUUGUGGGCAGCUGUAGUAUCUAGGCUAACCUUGGUUGGACUGUAUUUAUACUCACACUAAAUUAGCUAGCUACUAAUGGACUAGCUAAGCUUUGAUAACAAAUUGCUAACACAAAUUUUCACCAGCUAUUAAUGCACAAAGUGAGUAGUGUCCUGUGAGUAGACCAACUCUGCUUUGACAACAACAGCUAGCUAGUUGAUUAAUUUGCUGAGGUAGGUAAUAAUACCUAUAUUGCUAGUCUAAAAAACAGCAGCACAUAGCCUAUUAGGGUCAGCAAACCAUACAUUUUUUACAGCCACAGCCAAAGAUUUUAGCUAAUAAAAAGCUUGCCUUCAGCUCAGCCACUGGCAUUGUCUUACUUUGAUCUUCUGGCUAUGUCAACUAAUCCUAUUCUCAAAUUAUGAAAUAAAAUGCAUUCAAUCAAGACUGUCAAAUGGCAUUCAUUAUCUUUUGAAUAAUGUGUAUAUAUUUUUAAUGUUUCAGUCUCGUUUUAACUUUCAAGUGUUGCCAGCUUUGAAUAAUGAUUUGUGCUUCAAAGCAGCUUUAUGAAUGAGGAGUAAAGAAAAGAGACACUUAUACCGGAGAGCCAGCGUUGAAGACAACAGUAAUACUGUUUUGGAAAGGCCGUUUUUCUUCAAGUGAGGCAAUUAUACAAAAGAGAAUGCAGACAGUUUUUCUUUUAUCCUGUUGACAUGACCUAAUUUCAACCCUCCUGUUGACAUUUUGCAGCGAUAUAUCUUUUAUUCACGCAUAAAUGUAUGACUCAUUGGCUGUCUCAAAUUGAGCUAUUGUGAGUUCAUGAACUGUCCCAGAAUAUGACUAUGAAACUUCCAGGUAUGGUUUCAUAUUGUACAGUUUCACUUCGUGUAUGAAACAGAGGUUUCUUGUUAAGUGUGAUCUGUUGCAACAGGUUUGUUCUCUUGUUGUCUGAACUUUCUUUGUUCUUUGCACAAACAUGUCAAUUCUUUUUUCUGUGAGUAAGUACAUUAGGAGAGUGGCUUAGGAUGUGUUUUUUAUUCGAGUUGGUGCAAAGUUGAUGUCCAUGUCCAUUAUCUCGGCAUGAAGUGCAUUCUUCAUGUUUUGCUGAAUCUUAAUUGGGCAAUGACGUUUCUGCCAGUUUACUGAAAGAGAUCUUGAAUCGAUCAUUGUAAGGUUUUUGCCAAAUCAUUGUAUGUUGCCAAUGUGUAUAACUGUAGAUGUCUGGUAUUGUCAAGAAAAUAAAGACAUUUAUAAAAGAG
Molecule: messenger RNA, 6568 nt
Organism: Oncorhynchus kisutch (coho salmon)
Lineage: Eukaryota; Metazoa; Chordata; Actinopteri; Salmoniformes; Salmonidae
Gene: fut9a
Product: fucosyltransferase 9a
Exons: 3
Coding region: 616-1704 (362 amino acids)
Cellular component (GO): membrane
Molecular function (GO): alpha-(1->3)-fucosyltransferase activity
Source: RefSeq, a predicted model, not a curated record